AUGAAUAUUAACUUAGAAAAGUUGAUUGAGCCUGGACAUGAGCAAGGGAUACCUAGUCUGAUACGUGCACCUUUUCAAUACAUAGAAAACAUUCCAGGUAAUAACGGAAAUAUCAGAUCAAAGUUUUUGAUAGCAUUUAAUGACUUGUAUUAUAAGAUUCCUCACAAAGCUUUGUUAGCAAAAAUUGAAGAUAUUAUAUCUAUUUUUCAUAAUUCCUCGUUGCUUAUUGAUGAUAUCGAGGACUAUUCAGAUUACAGGAGAGGAGAACCAGCGGCACACACUAAAUUCGGUAUCCCUUUGACAAUUAACUGUGGAAACUUGAUGUACUUUGUAGCAUUGCAUAGAGCACAAGAAGAUUUAACGAACAUGUACAUUGAUCUUGAAGGCGGAAAAACUGAAGCUGAGAUUGAUAAACUCAAGUACGAAACACUGAGGCUUUUAAUAGACGAAAUGCUCAACUUACAUCACGGUCAAGGUCUUGAUAUUUAUUGGAGGGACCAUUUGGUAGAGGAAGACUUGCCUCAAGUAGAGCAGUAUUUACAUAUGAUAAAAAAUAAGACUGGAGGUUUAUUUCGCUUGUCGGUUAAAUUAUUGCAGCAAUUUUCCUUAGCCCCAAAUGAUCUAACUAUCAUUCGAAUCACUAACUUGCUAGGAAUAAUAUAUCAAAUCAGGGAUGACUAUUUAAAUCUAAUUGAUGACAAUUACUCUCAUAUGAAAGGUGUCACUGGUGAAGAUUUGAUAGAAGGAAAACUAUCUUUACCUAUUUUACAUUGUCUACAAACUACAGUCAAUUCCCCCGUUCAUAAACUAUUAUACGAUUUGAGGACAAGUGAAGCCAGAAAAGCUCAACCUGAUCUAAUCAAAGCUGCCAUUUCUUUCAUGAGAACAGAAUCUCAGUCAUUGAUGUAUUCACAUGAUUUAAUGAAACAGUAUGAAUUGAGAGCCAAAGAUAUGAUUUUGAGUGUAUCCCCCACUGAUGGUAUACAGUUAACAAGAAUAUUGGAGUGGUUGUGUAAUAUAUAG
Molecule: messenger RNA, 1023 nt
Organism: Priceomyces carsonii
Lineage: Eukaryota; Fungi; Ascomycota; Pichiomycetes; Serinales; Debaryomycetaceae
Gene: BTS1
Product: farnesyltranstransferase
Exons: 1
Coding region: 1-1023 (340 amino acids)
Biological process (GO): isoprenoid biosynthetic process
Molecular function (GO): prenyltransferase activity
Source: RefSeq, a predicted model, not a curated record